Fukomys damarensis (Damara mole-rat) is the source of this 5669-nucleotide messenger RNA. It is a transcript of the gene Tsc2, whose product is annotated as TSC complex subunit 2. Gene Ontology annotation, molecular function: GTPase activator activity. NCBI's taxonomy places the organism in Eukaryota, Metazoa, Chordata, Mammalia, Rodentia, Bathyergidae. The transcript has 42 exons. Gene Ontology annotation, cellular component: TSC1-TSC2 complex; cytoplasm; nucleus. The coding region runs from base 128 to 5557 and encodes 1809 amino acids. The record is from RefSeq and is a predicted model, not a curated record. Gene Ontology annotation, biological process: negative regulation of TOR signaling; negative regulation of phosphatidylinositol 3-kinase/protein kinase B signal transduction; negative regulation of Wnt signaling pathway.
GGGGACACUGUCCCACCCCCGGAAGUGUGGGUCGUGCUUCCGGCGGCGGCUUGGGGUCCGGGGAGUGAGACCUUCUCAGCGGCUGGCGGCCGUAAGGGAGGAGCCCUCUUCUGGGCCCCUGGCCACCAUGGCCAAGCCAGCCAACAAAGACUCAGGCUUGAAGGAGAAGUUCAAGAUUCUAUUGGGACUGGGAACACCAAGGCCAAAUCCUAGGUCUCCAGAAGGCAAACGGACGGAGUUUAUCAUCACAGCGGAAAUCCUGAGAGAACUGAGUGUUGAAUGUGGCCUCAGCAAUCGCAUCCGGGUGAUAGGGCAGAUCUGUGAAGUUGCAAAAACUAAGAAAUUUGAAGAGCAUGCAGUGGAAGCACUCUGGAAUGCUGUUGCAGACCUGUUGCAGCCAGAGCGGCCACCAGAGGCUCGACAUGCAGUGCUGGCCCUCCUGAAGGCUAUUGUACAGGGGCAGGGUGACAGCUUGGGAGUUCUCAGAGCCCUCUUCUUUAAGGCCAUCAGAGAUUACCCCUCCAGUGAAGACCUCCAUGAAAGGCUGGAAGUUUUCAAGGCCCUCACAGACAAUGGGAGACAUAUCACCUACUUGGAAGAAGAACUGGCGAAUUUCGUCUUGCAGUGGAUGGAUAUUGGCUUGUCCUCAGAAUUUCUGCUGGUGCUUGUGAACUUGGUCAAGUUCAACAGCUGUUACCUUGAUGAACACAUCGCAUCAAUGGUUCACAUGAUCUGUCUGCUGUGCAUCCGGACCAUGUCCUCUGUGGACAUAGAGGUCUCCCUGCAGGUGCUGGACGCUGUGGUCUGCUACAACUGCCUGCCAGCUGAGAGCCUCCCUCUGUUCAUUGUUACCCUGUGCCGCACCAUCAAUGUCAAGGAACUCUGUGAGCCUUGCUGGAAGCUGAUGCGUAACCUCCUGGGCACUCACCUGGGCCACAGUGCCAUCUAUAACAUGUGCCGCAUCAUGGAGGACAGAGCCUACAGGGAUGAUGCCCCCCUGCUGAGAGGAGCUGUGUUCUUUGUGGGCAUGGCUCUUUGGGGCGCCCACCGACUCCCUUCUCUCAAGAACUCCCCAACAUCUGUAUUGCCAUCUUUUUAUGAGGCCAUGGCCUGUCCUAACGAAGUGGUGUCCUAUGAGAUUGUGCUGUCCAUAACCCGACUCAUCAAGAAGUAUAGGAAGGAGCUUCAGGCAGUGACGUGGGACAUUCUGCUGAAAGUCAUGGAACGGCUGCUUCAGCAGCUCCAGGACCUGGAAAGCCCAGAGCUCAGGACCAUCGUCCAUGACCUGCUGACUACUGUGGAGGAGUUGUGUGACCAGAAUGAGUUUCAUGGCUCACAGGAAAGAUAUUUUGAGCUGGUGGAGAGCUGUGCGGACCAAAGGCCUGAGUCCUCCCUCUUAAACUUAAUAUCCUACAGAGCUCAGUCCAUUCACCCAGCGAAGGACGGCUGGAUCCAGAACCUGCACUUGCUGAUGGAGAGGUUCUUCAGGAAUGAGUCUCGUAGUGCUGUGCGCAUCAAGGUGUUGGAUGUGCUGUCCUUUGUGCUGCUCAUCAACAGGCAGUUUUAUGAGGAAGAACUGAUUAACUCAGUAGUCAUCUCUCAGCUGUCCCAUAUCCCUGAAGACAGAGACCCCCAAGUCCGAAAGCUGGCUACCCAACUGCUGGUGGAUCUGGCCGAGGGCUGCCAUACCCACCACUUCAACAGUCUGCUGGACAUCAUUGAAAAAGUGAUGGCCCGCUCCCUUUCUCUGCCUCCUGAGUUAGAAGAAAGGGAUGUGACUGCCUACUCAGCUUCUCUGGAGGAUGUGAAAACUGCAGUCCUGGGGCUCCUGGUCAUCCUUCAGACCAAGCUGUACACCCUGCCUGCCAGCCAUGCCAUGCGUGUAUAUGAGACACUUGUCAGCCACAUCCAGCUUCACUACAAGCAUAACUAUUCCCUGCCCAUUGCCAGCAGUAUCCGGCUGCAGGCCUUUGACUUCCUGCUGCUGCUACGGGCUGAUGCGCUGCACCGCCUGGGUCUGCCCACCAAGGACGGGAUCGUGAGAUUUAGCCCCUACUGCUUGUGUGACUACAUGGAGCCUGAGAGGAGCUCUGACAAAAAGGCUGGCGGCCCCCUUUCACCUCCCACUGGGCCAACAGGCUCUGCAGCAGGAUGCCCUGCCUUUCGGCUUGGCCACCUACCCUACUCCCUGCUCUUCCGAGUUCUGCUGCAGUGUUUGAAGCAGGAAACUGACUGGAAGGUGCUGAAGCUGGUCCUCAGUAAACUGCCAGAGUCACUGCGCUACAAAGUUCUCAUCUUCACAUCUCCAUGCAACGUUGACCAGCUCUCUUCUGCCCUCUGCUCUAUGCUUUCAGGCCCAAAGACCCUUGAGCGCCUCCGAGGCACCCCAGAAGGCUUCUCCAGAACUGACCUGCACUUGGCUGUGGUUCCUGUUCUGACGGUGUUGAUCUCUUACCAUAACUACUUGGACAAGACCAAACAGCGUGAGAUGGUUUACUGCCUGGAGCAAGGCCUCAUCUACCGCUGUGCCAGCCAGUGUGUGGUGGCCCUGGCCAUCUGCAGUGUGGAAAUGCCUGACAUCAUGAUCAAGGCGCUGCCCGUCCUGGUGGUGAAGCUCACACACAUCUCUGCCACGGCCAGCAUGGCUGUCCCUCUCCUAGAGUUUCUAUCCACUCUGGCCAGGCUGCCCCACCUCUACAGGAACUUUGCCGCUGAACAGUACGCAAGUGUGUUUGCUAUCUCGCUGCCCUACACCAACCCCUCCAAAUUCAAUCAGUACAUCGUGUGCCUGGCGCAUCACGUCAUAGCCAUGUGGUUCAUUAGGUGCCGCCUGCCCUUCCGGAAAGAUUUUGUCCCAUUUAUCACUAAGGGUCUACGCUCCAAUGUCCUCCUGUCUUUCGAUGACACCCCUGAGAAGGACAGCUUCAGAGCACGGAGCACUAGCCUCAAUGAGAGGCCUAAAAGUUUGAGGAUAGCCAGAGCCCCCAAACAAGGCCUGAAUAACUCCCCACCCGUGAAAGAAUUCAAGGAGAGCUCUGCAGCCGAGGCCUUCCGGUGCCGCAGCAUCAGUGUGUCUGAACAUGUGGUCCGCAGCAGAAUACAGACCUCUCUCACUAGUGCUAGCCUUGGGUCUGCAGAUGAGAACUCCAUGGCCCAGGCUGAUGACAACUUGAAAAAUCUCCACUUGGAGCUCACGGAAACGUGUCUGGACAUGAUGGCCCGAUAUGUGUUCUCCAACUUCACCGCAGUCCCCAAGAGGUCUCCUGUAGGAGAGUUCCUCCUAGCAGGUGGCAGGACCAAAACCUGGCUGGUUGGGAAUAAGCUUGUCACCGUGACAACGAGUGUUGGGGCCGGGACCCGCUCAUUGCUGGGCCUGGACUCAGGCGAGCUACAGGGUGGCCCAGAGUCAAGCUCCGAAUCUGGUGUACACAUAAGACAGACCAAGGAGGCGCCUGCAAAGCUGGAGUCCCAGGCUGGGCAGCAGGUGUCCAGUGGGGGCCGGGACCGUGUCCGCUCCAUGUCUGGGGGCCAUGGCCUUCGGGUUGGUACCAUGGACGCACCGGCCCUCCACACCACAGGUGGCCCUGCUUCUCCGGGACUGCAGACCACACCAGCCACAAAGCCUGAGCAGACUUCUGCAGGUGCCCGGGUUUUAGCACCAGAGAAGACGAACCUAGCAGCCUAUGUGCCACUGCUGACCCAGGGCUGGGCAGAGAUCUUGGUCCGGAGGCCCACAGGGAACACCAGCUGGCUGAUGAGCCUGGAGAACCCACUCAGCCCCUUCUCCUCAGACAUCAACAACAUGCCCCUGCAGGAGCUGUCCAACGCCCUCAUGGCUGCUGAGCGCUUCAAAGAGCACCGGGACACUGCCUUGUACAAGUCACUGUCCGUGCCAGCGGCCGGCACAGCCAAGCCCCCUCCUCUCCCACGGUCUAAUACGGUGGCCUCUUUCUCCUCCCUGUACCAGUCCACCUGCCAAGGACAGCUGCACAGGAGCAUUUCCUGGGCAGACUCAGCAGUGGUCCUGGAGGAAGGAAGUCCGGGCGAGGCUCACAUGCCAGGGGAGCCCCCAGAGUCGGAGGACUUCGAAGCAGCGUUAAGUGCAGACAGGCGCUGCCAGCGCCCUGGCACUUACAGCAGGUCAUCCUCAGCCUCCAGCCAGGAGGAGAAGUCCCACGUGGAGGAGCUGGCUGCAGGGGGCAUACCCAUCGAGCGGGCUGUCUCUUCUGAGGGUGGCCGGCCCUUGGUGGACCUCUCCUUCCAGCCCUCACAGCCCCUGAGCAAGUCCAGCUCCUCUCCUGAGCUGCAGACUCUGCAGGACAUCCUCGGAGACCCUGGGGACAAGGCUGACAUUGGCCAGUUGAGUCCUGAGGCCAAGGCCCGAUCCCAGUCAGGGAUACUGGAUGGGGAGGUUGCUGCCUGGUCAGCUACAGGUGGAGAGAGCCGGGGUGCAGCUCCGCCCGAGGGUCCCUUGCCAUCCAGCUCUCCCUGCUCUCCCAGCGGCCCCCGCCCCCGAGGCUACACCAUCUCGGACUCUGCUCCAUCACGCAGGGGCAAGAGAGUAGAGAGGGAUGCCUUCAAAAACAGAGCUGCCACCUCCAACACUGAGAAAGUACCAGGCAUCAACCCCAGCUUUGUGUUCCUGCAGCUCUACCAUUCACCUUUCUUUGGAGACGAGUCCAACAAGCCCAUCCUACUGCCCAAUGAGGCCUUCGAACGGUCAGUGCAGCUGCUUGACCAGAUCCCGUCCUACGACACACACAAGAUUGCUGUCCUGUACGUGGGAGAAGGCCAGAGCAGCAGCGAGCUGGCCAUCCUCUCCAAUGAGCAUGGCUCCUACAGGUACACAGAGUUCCUGACGGGCCUAGGCAGGCUCAUUGAACUCAAGGACUGCCAGCCUGACAAGGUGUACCUGGGUGGCCUCGAUGUAUGUGGUGAGGACGGCCAGUUCACCUACUGCUGGCAUGACGACAUCAUGCAAGCUGUCUUUCACAUCGCCACGCUGAUGCCUACCAAGGAUAUGGACAAACACCGCUGUGAUAAGAAGCGGCACCUGGGUAAUGACUUUGUUUCCAUCAUCUACAAUGACUCUGGUGAGGAAUUCAAGCUGGGCACCAUCAAGGGCCAGUUCAACUUCGUCCACGUGAUCAUCACACCCCUGGACUACGAGUGCAACCUGCUGUCACUGCAGUGCAGGAAAGACAUGGAGGGCCUGGUGGAUACCAGUGUGGCCAAGAUUGUGUCUGACCGUAACCUGCCCUUUGUGGCCCGCCAGAUGGCCCUGCAUGCAAACAUGGCCUCACAGGUGCACCACAGCCGCUCUAACCCCACGGACAUCUAUCCCUCCAAGUGGAUUGCUCGGCUCCGCCACAUCAAGCGACUCCGCCACCGGAUCCGCGAGGAAGCCCAGUACUCAAACCCCAGCCUGCCUCUGAUGCAGCCUCCAGCCCAUGCCAAAGCCUCGGCCCAGGCCCCAUCUGAACCCAUGCCUGCUUAUGAGACAGGCCAGCGGAAGCGCCUGAUCUCCUCGGUGGAUGACUUCACAGAGUUUGUGUGAGGCAGAGCUCAGGCCAAGGGUUCUUCCUGGUUGCCCCCAACAACACUGGAUGGUAUUUUGUAUAAACGAAAUAAACUGCCUCUAUCUCAGGCAUAGGUAGCAGUCAGACAGC